Molecule: messenger RNA, 1152 nt
Organism: Babjeviella inositovora NRRL Y-12698
Lineage: Eukaryota; Fungi; Ascomycota; Pichiomycetes; Serinales
Product: alpha/beta fold hydrolase
Exons: 1
Coding region: 1-1152 (383 amino acids)
Source: RefSeq, a predicted model, not a curated record
AUGAUCCUACCAUACACGUAUGAGGUCUGCAGCACGGGAGCGCACCAUCCCCGCAAAGCUGGUUCUACCAUCCUCCCUACUGAUCGAUUGGUGGUGGCCUACGCUAGAUACCUGCCGCGGGAAGAGCUUAAGAAUGACGGAAAAGUCAUCUUGAACUUGAUGUUUACCCACGGCACGGGGAUGAACAAGAGCGUUUGGAGGCAUCAUAUCGACAGGCUCUAUCAGCUCUCGUGCAGCCCAUCUGUCAAUCUACCGUGGAAGUUGGGGAAGGUUUUGGCGAUGGAUGCAGUGAACCACUGUGAUUCCGCUGUUUUGAACAAGCGCAAGUUAGGCCACAAGUUUUUCUGGGGGGAUUUUGGAAAGGACGCGCUAGCCAUAAUGAAGCACGAGGGCUUACGGAACAGCGAGAGUCAGAGAACCAUUGGGGUGGGCCAUUCGUUGGGAGGCCACGCGAUUCUAUGUGCGGGGGCGUUUGAGCCAAUUAUGUUUGAUUCCAUCUUCGCAGUUGACCCUGUGAUUUACGAUUCCCAUUCCUUCGAAAGGGAUAACGUAGAGGUCUGGGAUCUUCAUAACAAGAUCCAUCGGAGGAUUGAAAAGAAUUUGCUUGACCAGUUUGCCAACGAAGAAGAAUGUUUCAGAUGGUUUCAAAAGGAAGCUUUCUAUAACAAGUUCCAGCCAGAGGUGUUGGACUACUUUAUGCGGGAUGAAGUGAUAUACAAUUCCGAUGGAACAGUAAGUUGUAAGACCACCGCAAAACAGCAAGUCGUGGUGUAUACAUCUCGCGAUAUCUCUGUUCUGCAAGGACGCACGCUCUUACAAUUUAUUACAUUCCCAGUUUUGCACUUGGUUGGCUCGAGAUUCACGUCGCAUUUCACCCCAGAGGCCGUGGAGUAUAUUAGAAGCACCCUCCCAGAUGUGACCGGUGCCAUGAUUGAGAACGCUGGCCACCUUUUGCACUGCGAGCGGUUUGACGAAACCAUGGAGAUUAUGGAGGAUUGGUUUACCAAGAGAACAAUGUUGGAAUUUAGAGGGACUCUGGAUGUCUCCAACAGCGAUUUGGCCGGGAGGGAAGAGAUCUUUUGCCAGCGCUACGCUGAAUUGUUUGCGUCGAUGGAUCAGAACAAUCCCUUGUUCAAAGGACCGAAAUUGUGA